AUGUCGAGUCGAAGUAGGCGAAUUCUUCAAGCGGCACUGGAAAAUAUCGAAAAUGAUAAAAAUGUAUGCAACGAAAGCUCACAUUGUGUUUACGGAGAAGCAGAUCAAAAGGAUUUAGGCAUGGAUAGUGAAUGGGAGGAGUGCAUUGUCAGUCAUAUUGAUGGCACUGUUAUACCAAUUUCGACUACUGAUGAAGCAUUUAUAAUAGAAGAGGAAGUGGAAGAUUCUAACGUAGAGCAUACUUCAGCGAAUCCAGUGAUGGAGGUGAAUACUGUGCAAAAUCAAACUACGGAUGUAAAAACACAAAACGAUGGAAGAGAUUUGGAUGAAGUGCGCACAUCAAUCGAACAAAAUGGGGGAACCCUUGGAGAGGGAGGUAAUAGUUCAUGCUCAAGUUCGUGGUCAGAUAGUUCAGUUUCACGUAUAAGUAAGAAACGUCUUAAAGCCAAAAAAAGCAGAGUUGCCGGGUUAUCUUAUGUUGGCUACAAAAAAUCCGAUGAUGGUAAAAUAAAACAAAAUUGUAUGAAGACAUCGAGAUCAGUAAAGGAGCGUUGUAGUCACACUUUAUGCGGUAAGAAAAGUGAAAGAAGUUUUCUUUGUAACAUGGUAUCUGAAAACGAUAGGCAACGAAUUUUCAAGAAAUUUUGGAAUUUUAGUAGCUGGCCUGAAAAGAAAGCAUUCGUUAAAGGAUUGACUAGCACCAGAGAUGUUAGAAGAAGGAGAAAAGACGCAAACAAUAACUCAAAAAAGAAAGAAGGACACGAUAUAUUCUUGCCGAAAUGUAAUGGAGAAAGAGUAAGGGUUUGCAGACGUUUCUUUAUUAAUACACUUGAUCUAGGGGAAGAUACAUUUAGGAGAUGGGUUAGACGAAGCGACACUUUUGCAGAAAAUGAAACCGAACGGGACGACAUACCGAAACGGAAGAAGAGAACAAUAGCAGAAGGAGUUAAGAAGAAAAUUCACAAUGAAAUGAAAAACAAUAUUUUAAAAUGGUUAGCGCUGCCCCUAAGGUUCCUAGCCAUUAUUGCCGAAGUACAAGCAGUUGUACUUACGUAG
Messenger RNA from Acanthoscelides obtectus, 1056 nucleotides. Lineage: Eukaryota; Metazoa; Arthropoda; Insecta; Coleoptera; Chrysomelidae. The record is from the annotation of a GenBank genome assembly.